AGCUUACAGUGCGCAUGCGCAGAGAUACACUGCUGCCUGUGUAGCCGCGUGUUUAUGUUCAGGUUCCGCGUUUUUAAUGCGAAUUUAAAGAAAGAGACAGAGAUUCAUUCUGCUCUUCUCUCUGCGGCACACACGGGAUCAGUGCAUUACAUCAGGGUGGAGGGACUGAUCCUGCGGAUUUACAGCGCGUGAUGUCUGACAGCAUGCAGGACGGGAGGAAGAGGAAUAAGAGGAAGUAUGGUGGCCCACACGCAGGCGGUAAGAGGCGGAGAGGCAACAGGGAGCUGGAGCCGGGCAUGCAGGGCAUCCUCAUCACUUGUAACAUGAAGGAGCGCCAGUGCACUGCCGAGGCCUACAGCCUGCUGAACGAGUACGGAGAUCAGCUGUACGGUCCAGAGCAGUCAGCAGACCCGAAUGACGGCAGCAGUGAGGAUGACAUGGAGGUGGCGCUGCAGAAGGAGGUGAAAAGGUUCCACUCGACUACACGGAACCAACAGAGACGCUUUAAAGCACUCGACAGCGGCGCAAAUAACGUCUUGUUCAUCCGCACACACAACAUUGAUCCAGGCCGGUUGGUGCACUCCAUCCUGGAGGAUCUGUAUAGUACUCGGAAGUUGAAGUCGAGGGUGAUAUUUCGGAUGUUGCCUGUGUAUGGAUCGUGUAGAGCGUUUCCUGAAGAAAUACUGAAGUUCCUGUACUCAUUUCUGCAGCCGUGGUUCCUCUACCCCAAUCAUGCCUCCUACCAGAUCUGCUUCAAAUCCCGCAACAACAGCCACAGCAAGAGGGACGACAUCAUGAAGAACAUUGCUGGUUUGGUGAACCGGCUAAAUCCGAAGAACAGAGUGGACCUGACCAAUCCACAGCUCAGCAUCAUCGUUGAGGUGAUAAAGAUGGUGUGCUGUGUCAGCGUGAUCCGAGAUUACAAACGCUUCCGGAAAUACAACCUACAGGAAGUGACCAAGGGCCCGGCCACUCCAGGGUCAUCCCAACAGGAAGUGGCCAAGGACCCGGCCACUCAGGAGUCACCCCAGCAGGAAGUGGCCAAGGACCCGGCCACUCAGGAGUCACCCCAGCGGGAAGUGGCCAAGGACCCGGCCACUCAGGAGUCACCCCAGCGGGAAGUGGCCAAGGACCCGGCCACUCAGGAGUCACCCCAGCGGGAAGUGGCCAAGGACCCGGCCACUCAGGAGUCACCCCAGCGGGAAGUGGCCAAGGACCCGGCCACUCAGGAGCCACCCCAGCGGGAAGUGGCCAGGGACCCGGCCACUCAGGAGCCACCCCAGCGGGAAGUGGCCAGGGACCCGGCCACUCAGGAGCCACCCCAGCGGGAAGUGGCCAGGGACCCGGCCACUCAGGAGCCACCCCAGCGGGAAGUGGCCAGGGACCCGGCCACUCAGGAGCCACCCCAGCGGGAAGUGGCCAAGGACCCGGCCACUCAGGAGUCACCCCAGCGGGAAGUGGCCAAGGACCCGGCCACUCAGGAGUCACCCCAGCGGGAAGUGGCCAAGGACCCGGCCACUCAGGAGUCACCCCAGCGGGAAGUGGCCAAGGACCCGGCCACUCAGGAGUCACCCCAGCGGGAAGUGGCCAAGGACCCGGCCACUCAGGAGCCACCCCAGCGGGAAGUGGCCAGGGACCCGGCCACUCAGGAGCCACCCCAGCGGGAAGUGGCCAGGGACCCGGCCACUCAGGAGCCACCCCAGCGGGAAGUGGCCAGGGACCCGGCCACUCAGGAGCCACCCCAGCGGGAAGUGGCCAGGGACCCGGCCACUCAGGAGCCACCCCAGCGGGAAGUGGCCAAGGACCCGGCCACUCAGGAGUCACCCCAGCGGGAAGUGGCCAAGGACCCGGCCACUCAGGAGUCACCCCAGCGGGAAGUGGCCAGGGACCCGGCCACUCAGGAGUCACCCCAGCGGGAAGUGGGGAAUAAUGAAGCAAAUCAGGGGCAGGGUGAACAGGAUGUGCUGAAGGAUUUGGCCAGUCAGGAGCAGGGCCAACAAGAAGUAGCUGAGCACAAAGCCAAUGAGACAGAAGAGGACAGUGUGGGCGGGGACAUUGAGAUAAAAGAGGCAGGGCAACAGUAAUUAAAGGUUUGUUCCUAAUACGCAAUGUACACUCCUGCUGAUUAGUGAGAGGGGAGGAGGGAAGAAGUCCAUACCAAACACACACUUUUAUAAUUGUGUGUGUGUGUUAAUUGUUGUGUCAGUGGUUAAUGAAUUUGUUUCUUUAUCAGUGUGGUACAUUUAUUAAAACUCUGUAUUAGUUAAAGAAGGUUGCAUUUUUACUGCCUUUUACUGUUAAACUCUUGUUUUACUUUUAUUUCAGUUUAAUAAAUGUAUUUUAGGUUAAGAUAAUUUUCCCCAGACUCAGAAUGAAUAAAAUUCCUGGCUUGAUCCCAGCAUGAUCCCUGAGUUUCACCUGUCUGUCGGAAGAUAUUCAGAAUAUUUUCCUCUCAUUUACAUAUCAGCUCACAUUAGUGUGGAGGCAACAGUGAGCAGCACUUCAGAUGGAGACAAUUCACAUCUUAAUGAUUUAUUUAUUAAUAUCUUUUGGAAAAUAGUCCUGAUAUAUGAGAGUCAUUACAUGCAAAAGUGUUGAACGAGUUGUCAUACUCUGUCAAUCACGAGGAUGAUGCCUCUCCAACCUCAUCUACCCUUCAGCUACUUCUCCUGACACCUUCUGGAUCACUACUGGACUAUGGAACUGCCAGUCUGCCAUACAGAAGGCUGACUUCAUCUCUGCCCAUGCCUCCCUUCUGUCCCUUCACAUCCUUGCAUUGACAGAGACCUGGAUUUCACCUGACAACAGCACAACACCUGCAGCCCUCUCUACCACCUUCUUCUUCUCUCACACCCUUCGUUCGUGUGGUGGCGGCACUGGUUUGUUGAUCUCUCAGUCGUGGAAGUUCUCCCCUCUUCCACUCUCCCACCUCUCCAUCUCCUCCUUUGAAUUUCGUUCCGUUUCAGUCUCUUCUCCUGUUAACCUUUUUGUCAUUGUUGUUUAUUGCCCUCCUGGCUCUGUGGGAUGUUUCUUUGAUGAACUGGACAUCCUACUUGGCACCUUCCCAGAAGAUAGCACCCCACUGAUGCUCCUGGGAGACUUCAAUCUCCACCUAGAAGCCUCCCACUCUGCUGCCUUCCUUCCUCUCCUCUGCUCAUUUGAUCUCUCCCUGCUGAACUCUCCUCCAACCCAUCAAGCUGGCAACCUUCUCAACCUGGUCUUCCUCCGAAACUGCUCUGCCUCAGAUCCCACAGUUACCCCUCCCCAUCUGUCAGACCACCACUUCAUCUCAUUCUCCCUCUUUCUUCCUCUCCACCGAUCAUCCCCCUCCUACCCCCACUGUUACAGUCUGUUGUAACCUCCGCUCCCUCUCUUCCUCCUCUCUUGCCUUCUCUGUCACUGCCUCCCUCCCCUGCUUGAAUCCUCGGUCAGUCUCCCCACUCAAUCUGCUGCAUCCUCCCUGCUCUCCUCUCUCGCCUCUUCACUGGACACAUUAUCUCUUCUUGUCUCCAGGCCAGCAAGAUCUUGCCCUCCUGGUCCCUGGAUGUCUAAAACACUUGACUCUUGCAGAAUCGGCCUCCGUGCAGCAGAGAGGAAGUGGAGAAAAUCCAGGGCCCCUGCCGACCUGUUCUGCUACCAGUCCUUCCUUGCAGAGUUCACAGCCUCACUCAAAUUUUUUUUAAAUUAUUAUUAUUAAACCUUUAUUUUACCAGGGAUAAAAAUCACAUUGAGAUUAAAAUCUCUUUUACAAGUGAGCCCUGGCCAAGAAGGCAGCACACAAAAACAGAAUUAAGAACAGAGUAACAAUCAUGGGCGGCAUGGUGGUGUAGUGGUUAGCACUGUCGUCUCACAGCAACAAGGUCCGGGUUCGAGCCCCGUGGCCGCCGAGGGCCUUUCUGUGUGGAGUUUGCAUGUUCUCCCCGUGUCCGCAUGAGUUUCCUCCGGGUGCUCCGGUUUCCCCCACAGUCCAAAGACAUGCAGGUUAGGUUAACUGGUGACUCUAAAUUGACCGGAGUGUGAAUGGUUGUCUGUGUCUAUGUGUCAGCCCUGUGAUGACCUGGCGACUUGUCCAGGGUGAACCCUGCCUUUCACCCGUAGUCAGCUGGGAUAGGAUCCAACUCGCCUGCGACCCUGUAGAACAGGAUAAAGCAGCUAGAGAUAAUGAGAUGAGAUAACAAUCAUCUCACACACUCACAGAACAAAACAAAAAAAAUUAAGAACAGACAAACCAGACAGAAAUUUAAAAACAAGAACAGACUGACUGAUGCACUCGGUUAAGACAAGCUUUGAAAUCAACAAAUGAAAUAAAAACCUCAAGUUUUAGUCGUCUCUGUAGCUCAUUCCAUGCUGUUGGAGCAUUACAAGCAAAGGCAGUCUUACCAAACUCAGAUUUUGCCUGCACAACAUCAUACAAGAUAUAGCUACUUCACCGUAGAUUGUACUGAGAUGUACUAGGUGUUAAAAGAACAGAUAUAUAAGAAGGAAGUUGGCCAAUUAUUGCUUUGUACACAAAAAUUAACCAAUGUUUGUCUUCUCAUAAAGAGUGAGAACCAACCAACCAUUUCAUACAAGGCACAAUGAUGGGUGGAGUAACUUGCUUGAGUGAUAAAUCUUAACGCAGAAUGAUAGAGUCUAAGGACUGUAGCAGAGCUUUAGAGUUAUGUCUAUAAAAUACGUCCUCAUAAUCCAAGACUGGCAGAAAAGUAGAUUCAACCAAUCUUUUCCUUGCUUGUUGACUAAAGCAAGAUUUGUUUCUAAAGAAAAAACCCAACUUUGAUUUCAGUCUACAAAGUAAAUUCUCAACAUGCAAUUUAAAGGAUAGAUCUUCCUCCAACAUAAAACCCAGAUAUCUCUACGAGGAGACUAGUUCAAUUGAUUUACCCUGCAAAGUGCAUAGUUGAGGCAGGGAGGAUCCCAGCUUAUGGGUUCUAGAAAAGAACAUGAACUUUGUUUUCUUAUUGUCAAGAAUUAAUUUCAAGGAAUUUAAAUUUCGCUGUACCAUUCAGAAUACAAUUUAAAGUCUUAUUAUUUGUUUUUAAAGCACUCAGUGGGCUGGCCCCAGCCUACAUUAAUGACCUUUUACAGCCCCACUCAGUCCGAAGGUCUCUAAGAUCCUCUAACACAGGGCUUCUUCAUGUACCUCGCUCGCGGCUGAAGCAGAGAGGUGACAGAGCUUUUUCUGUUGCUGCUCCACGCCUCUGGAAUCAGCUCCCACCAGACAUCAGAUCUGCUCCCUCCAUCUCUGCCUUUAAAUCUAGGCUAAAAACCCAUCUCUACUCCUUGGCCUUUCCCUAACCAUCAGCUUAUUGUUAUUGUUGUUAUUAUUAUAGUUUUAUUUUAUUUUUUUAUUUUUCUUUUUGAUCAUUUGUCUUUUAAUACUGACUCUGUACAGCACUUUGGUCAGUGUAUGCUGUUUAAAUGUGCUAUACAAAUUAAACUUACUUACUUACUUACCACAGUGAAUGCUUCUUGCAGCUUUAAAGUGCUGAUGACCCAAACAUGACUCUAUGCAAUUUCUUAAAUAAACUAUACAACAUGGCAAA
Neoarius graeffei (lesser salmon catfish) is the source of this 5543-nucleotide messenger RNA. RefSeq names its product THUMP domain containing 1 (gene thumpd1). The record is from RefSeq and is a predicted model, not a curated record. Gene Ontology annotation, biological process: tRNA modification. The transcript is spliced from 5 exons. Bases 192 to 2084 code for a protein of 630 amino acids. Gene Ontology annotation, molecular function: RNA binding. NCBI's taxonomy places the organism in Eukaryota, Metazoa, Chordata, Actinopteri, Siluriformes, Ariidae.